AUGACGAAGGAUCUGGUGCAUUUCGUGUAAAUUUAUGCUACCACGCGGUUUCCCAAAAAGUUUUUUCACUGUUUCCAAGGUGCGAAAUAUUUUGUGAUCAUGUAUUCACAAUCGGUUGUGGUAGCCAUUUUUGGAAUUAUUUUAUCUGUUGUUAACAGUGGACUUGCCCUUCAAUGUUGGAAAUGUUCGUCGGACUUCGAUAUUACUUGCAGGGAUCACUUCAACGUGACAAGGAUACAGCAAAACAGAAGAUAUUUCGAACAAAUUAACUACAGUGGGAGGCAACAGGCUGCCGGCAACAAUCCUCAAUUGAUACAUUGCGAUGAGAUGUACACCUCCAGCAAUUAUGACACCAUUAAUGUUUGCAUGAAGAGGGAACACACCACGCCCGAUGGUAAAAAAGUGGUGAACAGAGAAUGUCAGCUGGUGUCGAGGAGCCUGAAGGCCGGACAAUGUCCGCCGGAAAUCUACCAACGGUUCCCGGACAUAGAUUUCUGUCAAACUUGCAAUUACGACGGAUGCAAUUCGGCGACCGGUUUGAAAACUAACUUGAUGGCCGCCUGUGUGCCACUGGCACUCCUUCUGUUUCUGCGAAAAUGAAGUUCAGAAUUUUUUUUCUCCAAUUGGAAAACAUGAAUAAUGUAUUUACUUAAUAUUAUAAAUUAUAAGACCCACCGAAAUGUAAAUAGAUAAGAGUAGAUGACAAGUUAAAUUGUAAUUGUGUUAAGUAACUUAUGUACCUAAUUGAAUAAUAAAUAAACGUGUUUCUAUUCA
Messenger RNA from Aethina tumida (small hive beetle), 774 nucleotides. RefSeq lists its product as uncharacterized. The record is from RefSeq and is a predicted model, not a curated record. The transcript has 3 exons. NCBI's taxonomy places the organism in Eukaryota, Metazoa, Arthropoda, Insecta, Coleoptera, Nitidulidae. The coding region runs from base 100 to 600 and encodes 166 amino acids.